This is a messenger RNA of Arabis nemorensis, 1716 nucleotides long. NCBI's taxonomy places the organism in Eukaryota, Viridiplantae, Streptophyta, Magnoliopsida, Brassicales, Brassicaceae. The record is from the annotation of a GenBank genome assembly.
AUGAUACAAGAAUCGAAAGACAAAGGCAAAUACUACAAGAAUCUCCAGAAGAAGGUUCUCGAAUCCGUCACCGAGGUCAGCGACAUCGACGCCAUUAUCGAGCAAGCCGAGGAGGCGGAGCGUCUUUUCACUAUUAAUCACAGCAACACCACACCUUUGCCCAUCAAUUUAGACACAAAUUCGAGCUCAAGUACUAUAGCAGCUGAAGAAUGGAGAGAGCAACAGAAGAUAGAGGAGGCUUUGCACGCAAGUAGUCUUCAAGUGCCUCGGAGACCUCCUUGGACGCCCGAAAUGUCAGUGGAAGAACUUGAUGCUAAUGAAAAACAAGCUUUUCUGAAUUGGCGCCGGAUGCUUGUGAGUCUUGAGGAAAAUGAAAAGCUUGUGUUGACUCCAUUCGAAAAGAACCUUGACAUCUGGAGACAGCUUUGGCGAGUACUUGAACGCAGUGAUUUGAUUGUUAUGGUAGUCGAUGCUAGAGAUCCACUGUUUUACCGUUGCCCUGAUCUUGAGGCAUAUGCUCAAGAAAUUGAUGAGCAUAAGAAAAUAAUGCUUCUAGUUAACAAGGCGGAUCUUUUGCCUUCUGAUGUCAGGGAGAAAUGGGCUGAAUAUUUCCGCCGGAACGACAUUCUGUUUGUCUUCUGGUCAGCUAUAGCUGCUACAGCUACCCUAGAGGGUAAAGUCUUGAAAGAGCAAUGGAGAAAACCUGAUAACUUUCAGAAGACAGAUGAUCCAGAAGUUGUGAUAUAUGGAAGGGACGAGCUGUUGGGUCGUUUACAAUUUGAGGCUCAAGAGAUUGUCAAAGCGAGAAAUUCUAAAGCAGCAUCCAUUGCAUCAUCAUCACAGUCAUUGACUGUUGAAUCUCAACAUGACCGAGCCGUGGUUGGAUUUGUUGGAUACCCAAAUGUGGGUAAGAGUUCUACAAUCAACGCAUUGGUGGGUGAGAAGCGAACGGGGGUCACCUCUACCCCGGGAAAAACAAAGCAUUUCCAGACCUUGAUAAUUUCUGAUGAGCUUAUGCUAUGUGAUUGCCCUGGUUUAGUGUUCCCUUCGUUCUCAAGCUCGAGAUAUGAAAUGAUUGCUUGUGGUGUACUUCCGAUUGACCGGAUGACUGAGCACCGUGAAGCUAUUAAGGUGGUGGCUGACAAGGUCCCUCGCCAUGUCAUCGAGAGUGUUUACAACAUUUCUCUUCCUAAACCCAAACCCUAUGAGCGUCAGUCCCGUCCGCCUCACGCUGCAGAGCUUUUAAGAGCUUACUGUGCUUCCCGUGGCUAUGUUGCCUCUAGUGGACUACCUGAUGAAACGAAAGCAGCGAGGCUGAUACUAAAAGAUUACAUUGGAGGUAAGCUGCCACAUUUUGCAUUGCCACCAGGAAUGACAGAAGGUGAUGAAUCGGAGAUAGAGGACACUCAAGAAACCGGAGCUCUUGAAGGCUCAGAUUCCGAAGACCCUACAACAGGAGAUGAGACAGAAAGCGAGCAGGUUCCUGGUAUUGAUGAUGUACUAGAGGAUCUGAGCUCGUUUGAUCUCGCAAACGGGCUUGCGUCAACGAAGAAAGCAACAACAAAGAAGCAAACCGCGUCACAUAAACAACACAAGAAGCCACAGAGGAAAAAGGAUCGGAACUGGAGGGUUAAAAACACGGAGGAUGGAGAUGGAAUGCCUGUGGUUAGAGUUUUCCAGAAACCGGCUAACACGGGGCCUCUCAUGAUGCGGUGA